AUGGCCAGAGCAAAGGCAGCACUGACUGAGUCCAAGUCGAAGACCAACUCCAACGCUCCCGUGUCUGUCGAUAUGCCCAAGGCGAAAGCUACCAAGAAAGGCACCCGUGGAGACGGUGGCAAGAAGAAGAAAGAUCCUAACGCGCCAAAGCGGGGUCUCUCAGCCUAUAUGUUCUUCGCCAAUGAUCAGCGUGAUACCGUUCGUGAGGAAAACCCUGGUAUCAGCUUCGGCCAAGUUGGGAAAGUCCUCGGUGACAAAUGGAAGGCCUUGAGCGCGAAGGAUCGCAAGCCAUAUGAGGACAAGGCAACAGAGGACAAAAAGCGCUAUGAAACUGAGAAGCUUGCUUACCAAAAUAAAGACGAAGAUGAGGAGGAAUCGUCCUAG
This is a messenger RNA of Endocarpon pusillum Z07020, 384 nucleotides long. Its product is annotated as Non-histone chromosomal protein 6. NCBI's taxonomy places the organism in Eukaryota, Fungi, Ascomycota, Eurotiomycetes, Verrucariales, Verrucariaceae. The record is from RefSeq and is a predicted model, not a curated record. Bases 1 to 384 code for a protein of 127 amino acids. The transcript is spliced from 4 exons.